Messenger RNA from Alnus glutinosa, 2854 nucleotides. Its product is annotated as protein root UVB sensitive 1, chloroplastic. The coding region runs from base 194 to 2113 and encodes 639 amino acids. The record is from RefSeq and is a predicted model, not a curated record. Gene Ontology annotation, biological process: developmental process; response to UV-B. The transcript is spliced from 7 exons. NCBI's taxonomy places the organism in Eukaryota, Viridiplantae, Streptophyta, Magnoliopsida, Fagales, Betulaceae. Gene Ontology annotation, cellular component: chloroplast envelope.
GAAAAUAGUACUUCGUGUUUGAGGGGAGUACAUCGUUUGAAAGUGGAAGGGAUUGGCGGUGGAACAAGAGCAGCCAAAGAACUCCAGCCCUCCGGGAGUCGGGGUAUGUCGGCGACACUCUCCUGCGGCAGACUACUUCGGCGACUCCUCGCGACCUUCCUUCUCCCCAGCUAAAAGGACGAUAUAGAGAGAGAUGGGCUGCGUUUUUAGAGCUUCAUGCCUUUUGGGAAGUUUGGUGUCUCCUACAAUCACUCCACCAGAGAAAUGGCCAUUUGUCUCUACAUGUCUAUUGCCACUUAGUCUCAGGUCAUCCCUAUUCCCAUUCCUUGCCAGCGCCACCACCAUGACUCGUGUUCAUGGGCUGCCUUGUAAAAACCAACAAAGAGAUAAUCUGGAAAUAAUCAGAGGAAACCCUUCAUCUUUUCAUCCUCUGUUCCUUCCUCUGCUGCUGGCUAAUGGCGGUGGUGGCAGCAGCGGCGACGACGACGACAACAACAACAACAACAACAACAAUGGUGGUUGGGAUAACCCUUUCGAUUCUGAGGGUUCUUGGUGGUGGAAUGAUGAUUCUUCCGGUCCUCAUAACCCCUUUCUUGUCUUCUUGUUAUUUUGUUCCUCCAUGUUAUUCUGCUUCUGCCACUUGCAAUUGGCCAAAUCUGCUCUUGCAAGAACUACUACUACUAGUAGUGCUUCUACCUCUCUGGAAGAAUCCGAGUCAUUGGAGUCAUUGUCUGUUUGGGAAGUCAGGGGAGGCAAGUGGACCAAGCUUAUUGCUGAUUUUUUUAAAGAUGUAUUCGUCGUUGAACAACCUGGUACUGGUUCUGGUAGUACUCAAUCCUUCAUCCCAGAGAAGUUGUGGUUGCGGUGCAGAGAUCUCUUCAUGGGUUUGAUGCUACCGGAUGGUUUUCCCCACAGUGUAACUAGUGAUUACUUGGAAUACUCUCUGUGGAGAGGAGUCCAAGGUAUUGCCAGCCAAAUCAGUGGUGUCCUUGCCACACAGGCCUUGCUCUAUGCUGUUGGAUUGGGGAAAGGAGCUAUUCCUACCGCUGCUGCUAUCAACUGGGUACUCAAGGAUGGAAUUGGGUAUCUCAGCAAAAUUAUGCUCUCCAAGUUUGGGCGGCAUUUUGAUGUGAAUCCCAAAGGAUGGAGGUUGUUUGCUGAUCUUUUGGAAAACACUGCCUUUGGAUUGGAGAUGUUAACCCCUGCUUUCCCACAUCUUUUUGUUUUCAUUGGUGCUACUGCCGGAGCAGGACGCUCGGCUGCUGCACUCAUCCAGGCCUCUACCAGGAGUUGUUUCUAUGCUGGUUUUGCUGCGCAAAGGAACUUUGCUGAGGUAAUUGCGAAGGGUGAAGCUCAAGGAAUGGUGAGCAAGUCUAUCGGUAUCAUGCUUGGUAUAGCAUUGGCUACUUCCAUUGGCUCCUCUACAUCUCUUGCCCUAGCUUCUUUUAGUGUGGUGACUUGGAUUCACAUGUUCUGCAAUCUGAAGUCAUAUCAAUCCAUUCAACUAAGGACUUUAAAUCCUUAUCGUGCAAGUUUGGUGUUUAGUGAAUAUCUCCUUAGCGGCCAAGCACCUCCAAUCAAAGAAGUCAAUGAUGAGGAACCACUUUUCCCAGCUCUACCAUUUCUUAAUGUAAAUUCCUCAUACAAAGCACAACCACAUGUCCUAUCUUCUGACGCAAAGGAUGCGGCUGCUGACAUUGAUAGUCGACUGCAGCUAGGAUCUAAGCUCAGUGAUAUUGUCCGCAACAAGGAGGAUUUACUUGCACUGUCGAAUCUGUAUAAGAACGAAGGCUACAUUUUGGCUGAGCACAAAGGUCAAUUCUGUGUUGUGCUUAAAGAAAGUUCUUCACCCCAUGACAUGCUAAAGGCACUGUUCCAAGUCAACUACUUGUAUUGGUUGGAGAAAAAUGUGGGAUUGGAAGAAAGAAGUGCUUCUAAUGACUGCAGAAAUGGGGGGAGGCUGCAAAUAUCUCUAGAGUAUGUGGAGAGGGAAUUCAACCAUGUUAAAACUGAUGGGGAUUCACUGGGUUGGGUCAUGGAUGGGCUUAUUGCAAGGCCUUUGCCAAACAGGAUUCGCCUGGAGCAUGUGGUGGCUUCUUCGAUUGCUUCUUGAUAGUUGAUAUGUCUGGUGGGUGAUGAUUUCCAGGAAAAUGGGAAAAGAAAUCAUUUCGACAGGUCAUUUUUUGCUGCAAAGUUUACACUGUACAGGUUCUCAGGAAUUUUUUUGCAAAGCCUUGAAAUCGAUCACGGGAUGCUACUAGGAAAUAAGGUGUAUUCGAUCAACAAAUAGGUUUUUCUGUCAAAUUUUAAUUCAACCUUUAAUAGAAAACUUGUUACCGGUCAUAUUAUCGACCGCAUAUUAAUGAAAACGUGACGCAUGUGUUCAGAUACACCUUAGCUUGCCAUAUAGGCAAUUACGCCAAAUAAUAGAUUUUUGUUUUUUUGUUUUUUUUUUUUAAAAUGGUGUAGAUACACCCACUGCCACCCUCCACGCCACAGAGGGAGGCAGUAGAGGGUGGCUCUGCGCCUCCGCCUCCAUAGAGUGGUGUAAUUGCCUACGUGGCAGGCUGAUGUUUGUCUUGAUACAAGUGUGAUGUUUUCAUUAGUCUAACGUGGAGAAUGUGAUAGGUGGUAAGUUUUUCAUUGAAAACUGGAUUGAACAAAACUCAUGAGCUUUUGAGACAAUAUACUUUAUUUUAUGAUGAAACUGAAACUUAAUCCAAAUUUAGAGUAGCAGGCAGGCAAACUGGUCUGUAAACAUGAUGCAUUGCCGUGUUCUGUUAAUUUCUGAUAGACUGUAGGAAAUUUUCUGGAGGAAAGAAUCUUUUUAUUUAUUUAUAUUUUUUAUUAGUAA